AUGCUAAAUCCUCUGUCACAUUCAUUUCACCUUCUCUUUCCUUUCACGGAUUUUCCCUCUUUUCCCUCGACUCUCCUUGGCUCUUCUUACUCUCCUUUCGUUUACCGCCUCCCCUCUUCGUAUCUGGCUGAUCGCUCAGCUUCUCCGUCAUACAUCAGUGCCCGUUGUUCGCAACUUACUUGCCCUUCUCCCCAAUUUCAAUCUUUUCUGCCUGCACAUAUUUCUCUUUCAACCAUUCAAAGUGCGUCCCCCCCACUUCAGUCCGUUCGUCUCUGGCGCUGUGUAACAAAUCAGCAGACCCCUCGACCCACCAACCUAACGACAAAAGAGUUCAUCAUGCACACAGACGCAUAUACCCAUCUAUCUAUCUAUCUAUCUAUCUAUCUAUCUAUCUAUCUAUCUAUCUAUCUAUCUAUGUCUCUCGGAGACGUUAUAUUUUGCGAUGAUGUGGCAAGUAUGUGA
Acanthosepion pharaonis is the source of this 462-nucleotide messenger RNA. NCBI's taxonomy places the organism in Eukaryota, Metazoa, Mollusca, Cephalopoda, Sepiida, Sepiidae. The record is from the annotation of a GenBank genome assembly.